Prorocentrum cordatum is the source of this 2776-nucleotide messenger RNA. NCBI's taxonomy places the organism in Eukaryota, Dinophyceae, Prorocentrales, Prorocentraceae. The record is from the annotation of a GenBank genome assembly.
CGAGGGCUUAGAUUCAAGGUAUUCGGGCAAGGAUGCGAGGACACUCCAACCCGUACCUCAGGGCACGAUGGCGGACAACCGCACAGACAUAUAAGUUGCGUUUGUGGGCAUGCGCCGCGAUGUCCAUUCGGCGGGGCACUCGGCAGCACAGUCCCGCGCUACACUCGGGCGGUUCAGUUGGCCAAGACACUUGGGUGGCGCAAUCGAAUGGUGCACUUUGGCGGCGAACUCGGGCGAUUCUCCCCUGUGGCGCAGUGGCGCUGUAGAUGCGGGUGGAAGUCGGGCAGUCAACACAAACGCAGUCGGGUGAUCGGAUCGGCCAUGGCCCAUCCCUCCGCGAGCGACUUUUGUGAGGGAUAUGCUCCACCCUGUUGCUUUCGACAUCGUCAUUAUCAUUCCUAUUUUUUUGUCAACGUCGUUAUCGUCCGUUGGCAUGCCUAUCGUUCCCACUGCCAUCGACCGUGAAGUCUUGGGAUCAGCGCCUUUUGGCUAAGGUGACUGUGCAGGCGGAUUGUCCGCACGAGUUGGGUGCCAAGCCAAUCUUCCCAAUGUCCGUCCUAAACUUAUAUGGUAUUGUCCACCACGUGGAGCGCAUUUGCGCUGUGGCCUGCGCCGCCAUGAUGCUAGGGCGCCUGAUUCGACAGUUGUGGACCGAGGGCGUCCCGCGAUCUUGGUUUCGCGAUUGCUAUGGUCGAUGGCUCGCGUGGUCAGCAGUCUUCAGGGCGGUCGUUUUUGGUAGAGCUGGCAUCAAGCGCAAGCAGUUCAUUAGGCUUGCCAUGGCACGGAGAAGCUACCAGUUCUUUUUGGUCGGCGCCUUCGCGCUUAUCUUCCCGAUCGUCCUCUCCCCCGAACCGCUCUUUUUCCCCUCCGAAGAUGUCCGCCCGCAUAUGCUUCCGAGGCGUUUGCAUUACGCUUUCAGCUGGGUGGUUAUUGUGUCAGUGAAUGUGUUUCCUAGCUUGUUGACCCCAUCGCGUCUUCAUGUGUGGUAUUCCCUCUUAUCACUCUCACAUGCGAUGACACUGUCACCGCUGUUGCAGUUCUCGGGGGCAAUUGGCCCCCUCAAGUUCCAGAUAUUCUAUGAUUGCCUAAUGUACUGUAUGGUUGACCUGAGCCUUCCAGCGAAUGUGCUUUGGACGACGAUUUGCUAUGCUUCCGCUUCGUACACAGUGAUUGCUGGCGAAUCCAAACCCCCCAAAACGCCUGGCGGCAAACCGAUCGGCAUGAAGUACCCCGACCCAAAGAUAAUACAUGACGUUGUGCACGAUUGGAUUUUGGCCGUUAUACUUUUGGUAGUCAUCCACGUCGUAUUCUCAAUUGUGGUCAAUUCCCUCUUAGAGGGUCAAGCAUGCCGGAGCGAAUUGCGCGCCGCAAGGUCGACCUUAGCAGGCGUUUGUGACGCCGUCGUCGAGCUCGAUUCCAAUCUGAUGCUCGCGGGGCCUUCCGAAAAACUUGCGGCUUUGCUAAUGCAUAGCCAGCCUCGGUCUCUGGUGGGGUUGAGCGUAUCGUCCUUUCUUGCCACAGAGGCAGAUCGCGAGAAAUUUGCCAAAGAGGUAACCUCCAACACCGCGCAUGAUGAUUUCUGCACGGCUUUCCACGUCAAAUUGCGAGACAAUUUUGGCAUCUAUGUGUCGGUGGAAGUUUUCAGCGUACGUUUCAGUAGUAGUGAUGAAAAGGAGUCGUACCUAGUCGGCUUUCGGGAAUUUGCUGACCUGGCUCCAUCAAGGAGGACGCAGCCGAGUGUGCCGACAAUGCCUAGUGCUGAUAUGACGAUGGAUGUUCAGAGCAGGUUACAGUCCUACGAGACUGAACGCAAAGAUGGUGGCACCAAUUCCGAAGGGGAGUCUUGCGCAUCGUCUUCUAUUCCCGAGGUUGCUGUUUGGGUCGACGCUAUGUCACAAGACUUAACCAUGUUGCGUUGCACUAUGGCCUUCGAGAUGUUGGUGGGCAGCUCUUGGGCGCAAAUCUGUGCUACCGAGUGUCAUCUUCUGCAGUGUACUCGGCCAGACCAGCGAGAUGACUUGAAGUUCUGGGUUCGUCAUGCCUGCGACAAGUCCACUGCACACGUUUUGCCAACUGUGAGUGGUGUGUGCUUCCGUUUCGGUGAGCAUCAUCAUCGCUCACGUUUCGCCAUCAAGAACAGGGUAAGAGUGUCCGUGGCUCCGCCAGGCGGCGAAGACUGGCCCGAGGGCCUGGACCGACCUCCGUGCGUGGCGAAGCUCGUUCUCGAGAGGCCCAGGUGGAUCCAGGAUCAACGCUGGACCCGGCGUGCCAGCGCGCCCGUGCGCCCUCGCGCCCCUCUGUCGGCAGGCGCCCUCGGCUCGGACGGCGCUGGCGCGGCCGCGGCGGCGGCCCCCGAGGACGCUGGCAGCGCCCCGACCCCACCGCAACGCAUCGGCCAGGCGGCACAGCCGGUGGCAGCGAGCGGCCCGAGGCCCGAGGCUCCCGCGGGCGCCGGCGCGUCCCCGGCCGAGGCGGGCAGCGCUCGGUCGUCGGACAGCGAGGGGAGCCGCGGGUGGCUCUCGCUCUGACGUGCAGUGCUGGCUGUCCACUUUUAGGGUCAAGUCGGACACGUCCCUCUAGAGGAGGAAUGUUCACACAUCGUCAGUGCAAAGUCGGGGGACGACUUUUUGAUUCUGUUCGACAAUGUUCGUGCAUGUUUCGAGUAGUUUGAAUUUAUCGUCCAAAAUCCGCCUGUAGGGGGCAUGCCCGAACGAACAAUGACAUAAACGUAAAAACUCGGAGGCCCGCGCGGAUCUCUCGGAUCCGCGCUGGACCC